Molecule: messenger RNA, 1045 nt
Organism: Trifolium pratense (red clover)
Lineage: Eukaryota; Viridiplantae; Streptophyta; Magnoliopsida; Fabales; Fabaceae
Product: CASP-like protein 5A2
Exons: 4
Coding region: 222-779 (185 amino acids)
Cellular component (GO): plasma membrane
Source: RefSeq, a predicted model, not a curated record
CAAAUAAAAAUAAAAUAACAUAGAAAAGAAAAGUUCACCACACCACCAACAUUCAACAACAACUGCACUCUGCAGGCACUGCUGUGUCUCUCUUCUACCUUUCGUUCCUUCCAUCUUCAUCCUUUCUUCUAACACAGAUCUCACUGCAAUUCUUCUUCUGGAUUUGGUUGAAGAAGAAAUUUGGGUUGUGUGAUUAUGAAUUGAAGUGUUUUGGUGAAGAAAUGAACGUGAGCCAUGCUUCGGUUCACCCUGUUGAAGAGGUUCCAACUACUGAGGCAGCUGUUCCUGUUGCUGGAGAAAACUUACAUGUGCCUGUGGUGAGGAUGAAGGAUAUUCAAGGCAUGCCUGGUACUGUUGGUGGACUAUCUUUGCGUAUUUCGCAGUUUGUUUUUGGUGCUGCUGCACUCUCUAUUAUGGCUUCUACUAGUGAUUUUCCUUCAGUCACUGCUUUCUGUUUCCUUGUUGCGGCUGCCGGCUUACAGACUUUGUGGAGCUUUUCAUUAGCUAUUACGGAUGUAUAUGCCAUUUUAGUAAGACGAUCUUUGCAGAACUACCGACUUGUCAGUUCAUUUACAAUUGGGGAUGGGGUCACUUCGACGCUUAUAUUUGCGGCAGCCUGCGCAUCAGCAGGAAUCACAGUGUUGAUUGAUAAUGAUCUUGGUAAUUGUGCACAGAAUCACUGUGUGCAGUUUGAAACAGCUACAGGCAUGGCAUUCAUAUGUUGGUUCACCACAGUCCCGUCGUUUCUUCUGAACUUCUGGUCUUUGGCAUCGCGGUAAUUAAAAACAGUGGCACACACAGCAGCGACAGAAACAAGGGAAGCUUGUUGUAAAGUUAAAUUGUUAGUAUCAGGUUUGUGACUGUUGUUUGGAAUUUGUUAAGCUUGUAUCUUGUGUUAGUAGUAGUUGUACCAAAUGGUGUCAUUUAUGUACUCUUUACUUGAUCAAACAAGAAUUCUGAACUUGGAUAUUGGAAUGUGUUGUGGUUUAUUCACAUUUGGUGUUGGAAUGAGUAAACUGGAAUUACAAUAUAGUAGUAAUGUGCA